UUUUGAAGUGAGGCGGAGGUCUUAUUUUGAAGCGGUGCACAGCUUUUAUUUUGAAGUGAGCUUUUAUUUUGGAGCGAAUGGGUCAUGUGUUUCCUGCGGGAAACAUGGCGAAGCUGGAGGUGUUGCGGUUGUUUGUUAACGAGCGGCUUACGGCGGCCGUUGACGACAUCUUCCAAGUUUUCUCUGUUACCAUCAAAGAUUACGAAGAGCAAGUUUAUCGGUUAAAACACGUGAUCGACGGACGAGCCGCAGAUCUGCAGAUUAGCUCCAGCGAAGAGCAGCAGGCAAGUGGAAGGAGCGUCACUGUGUAUUCGGAUAUCAAACAGGAAGAGGGUGGAGCUUCAGGAGCCCAGGAGACAUGUACCAAAUUCACACAGUGCCCUAAUUGGCUGAUGGAGAUAAGCAAAGAUGACUGUACCUCAUUGUCCAAUCAGAUCCAUUCAUGCAGUGCAGAACAACCAUCUGAACCACAAUCCACUGGGAACAAAGUUUGGAGUGGGAAACUGGAAGUGGAGGAACCAGAACCCAGCUAUCAGGAACCAGCUGAUCUGCAGAAUUUCACCACUGAAGAACAGCAGCAGCACAUUAAACAGGAAGAGGGCAGAGCUUCAGGGCCUCAGGAGGCUGACACCUGGCUUGUGGUGAGGAACAACAAUGAAGAAAGUCAGUCACAGAAUCAGGUCCAGACAUACCUCACUGGCAAAGUAAGUCCAUCGCCCAGUCGGAUCCAGACACACUUGAGGGAGGAGCUUCUCUCUGACCUCCCAGUGACAUCACAGCCUGCCAUGAGGAUUAUUGUACAUCCUGUUCACCACACUGACUCCACUUUGAUUCAGUCUGGUGAGUUGCAUAGUUCUGAGUUAUGUACAGACUACAGCAGCAAUGCUGUGGCUGGCGAAGCCCCAAAAGAACCACAGAGGAACCGCCGGUCUGGGGGUCUCCAUGGCAACCAUGCAAGGUCUACACAGAGGAAGUUCAGCAGGACGCAAACAAGGUCAUUCCUCUGUAAAGUGUGUGAGGGUUAUUUCUACACACAGGGCCACCUGAUCAGGCAUGCAAUGAACCACUGCAAGCAGCUCGAGCGCCGCUGUGGCGCCUGCGGGGAAACUCUGGAGUCCACUGAGAGUCUCAGGACUCAUCUGCGUUUCCAUAAAGAGAUCGGCAGCACCUGCGACUUUUGUGGGAAGAAGUGUGGCUCAAUCAAGAGGAUGGAAAUCCACAAAAGAAUCCACACAGGAGAAAAACCAUACAGCUGCACCUUCUGCGGCCGAGAUUUUAACCGGAAAGAAAGUCUGGAACGGCACGCAAUGGUGCACUCGGGAGAGAGACCGUACAGCUGUUCUGUGUGCCGCAGAACCUUCACAAGGAGGAACUACCUACUCAGUCACCUGAAGAACCACACAGAGACUCACAGCAGGGCAGCAGGGCCUACUGAGGCAGAUCCAUUCAUAUACACGUUCUGAAGAACCAAAUGUGAAUCUCAGGUUGGCUUUCAUGUUGUAAAGUCUUUGCGCUAAGCUAGGCUAGCUCUGUUACACCGUGGAUCAUGCGAAUCUGGUAGAUGGCUGUCGGUUACCAAUCAGAGGAGUUCCCAAAUUGUUUAAUGCAUUCAUUUAAAAAUUAUGGACUUGUUGGGGGGGGGUAAAUCUAAUAAUAAAACCUUAUUUUGAA
This is a messenger RNA of Thalassophryne amazonica, 1671 nucleotides long. RefSeq names its product zinc finger protein 583-like. Gene Ontology annotation, biological process: regulation of transcription by RNA polymerase II. The transcript has 3 exons. The coding region runs from base 78 to 1463 and encodes 461 amino acids. Lineage: Eukaryota; Metazoa; Chordata; Actinopteri; Batrachoidiformes; Batrachoididae. Gene Ontology annotation, molecular function: DNA-binding transcription factor activity; RNA polymerase II cis-regulatory region sequence-specific DNA binding. The record is from RefSeq and is a predicted model, not a curated record.